UAUAUAUAUAUAUAUAUAUAUACGCGAGCAACGCACCAUGCGAGUCCCGAUAUAUCCAGCAGACCACCCGAGACCCACCAUAACCAAAGUGUAUAAUUAGAUUUUUAUUAUAGAAAAAUAAAGAAUAUAAUAUGAACUUUUAUGGGCCCCAGAGAGGGGUAAGAAAAAUCUUUUAGUUUAAAAAAUCUAUACGGAGCAUACCGUGCGAGUCCCACUUACAAGUCAAGAGGACAUGCGAGUCCCGCCAGUUAUACAUGGCACACUCAGCAAACAAUAUGAGACCCAGCGAUGUUGCCACAACGCUGGGUCUCGUAUUGUUUGCCGAAUAUUUUAGGUACUUCCCCGGUUUGUAUAUUUCACCUCGAAUUUAACAGUUUUGUUUCAGCGGUUAUUUUAAUUCUUGUGAAUAGUAAGGGCGGACGUAAAAUAGUGAUUUUAGGCGCAAGGAUAAAUAUUAGGUACCUAUGGAAAAUAGAUCAAAAAAAAUUUUGGAACUCGCGUUGGACGAAAAUAAUAAAAAAAAAGAUUAUUCAAAUGCAAAUAAGAUGGGGAAAUCUUAUUUUGGGCCGCCUAGCAAAACGAAACAAAAUGCGAAGAAAAAAACUGAGCUUUUAGAGCCCAAUGUAAAGAUCUUAUCGAACGUUAACCUUAAAGAAAAAAUUGAUAACUACUUGCAAACUAUAACAACUCCCUUUUUUUUUGAAUGUCAAGAAAAUAAAAUAGAUGAAUCAACAUUAUCUGAAAGUAAAAAUAACGUAGAGACUCCAUUUAAUAAGUAUGAUAAAGAAAAAAAACAGGACCAUUUAAAACCCAAAGCAAAUAUUUUACUGGAACCAGAUGUUAAACUUAAUGAUAACACUGAUAACGACUCACAACCUUUAAACAAAACCUUGGAUUUAUAUGAAUUUCAAGAAAAUGAUUUAGAGGAAAAAGCAUCAAAAUCGCCUGAGUACGACAAGCUGGAAGAAAAAACUUACACUCCAUUAAAAGCUGUAAAUUUUGAUUGCUAUCCAAUUUUGACCAAAAUUGACACGAAUCUAAAUACUGACCAUAGAGACUAUGAAGACAAUGAAGACUUUAGCGAGUCACGUGACACAUCCUCAUAUGUACCCGAAACGGAAAUAGAGUCUGAGGGAGGGGAAGAGGAAACUAUUAUUCCAAUUUUUAAGACCAUAAACGUAACUUGCCCUGAAUCAACUUUAACAAAGGACGAACCCUCGGAAAAGCCCCAUAUUUCUAACAUCGAAACUAAUAAUUCCAUUGUUGCCCUUUCACAUAGAAAAAACAGAGUUUGGGAUAGAAAGAAUUUCUGUCCAAUUUGUUUCGUAGAAGUGAGUCAUUUUGCAAGACAUUUGGAAAGAAAUCAUGCUGACGAAAGUCGAGUAAAAAAGAUUUUAUCUUUUCCAAAAGGAUCUAAUGAAAGGAAAACCUUAUGGGAUUAUUUACGCAAGGAAGGAAAUUUUCAUUUGUUUAGAGAAGAAAAAAAAGUGGUGGCUGUUCGAAGGCCCACGGAAGCCCAAGCAUUAGACUUUGACGAUUUUGUUGUUUGCGAAAACUGUUCUGGGGUGUACAAAAAAAAUUUUUUCUAUAAGCAUGCUAAAAAAUGCCAAGAAAAACACACUGGUACAAAGUGUGGGCGACUAAAUGCCUUAACUCAAUCCCAAACAUUUUUAGCGGCUUCUCGCUGCCAAAACAGUUUUUUAUCACAGUCAAGAUUAAAGAAAGAGGUAUUUUGCAUUAUGAAAGCAGAUAAAAUAAGCGCCACCGCAAAAAAUGAUAUUUUAAUAUGUUUAUUCGGGGAAACCCAUCUUAAAAAACAUAAAAGAAAGCAAAUUGUAACAGUAACGUCCAACAAAAUGAGAGAAUUAGCAAGACUUUUGAUUGCUCUUAGAGAGUUCACACCUGUUCAGAACCUAAUUGAUGCUAUGAAACCAGAAUUAUUUGACGAUUUAGUUACGGCCACAAAAGUAAUUUCGGGAUUUAGUAAUGCCGAUAAAAGCUUUAAAUCUUCAUCAUUAGCACUUCAUAUGGGUACCACUUUAAAACAAGUGUGCGAUAUAAUUAAUCGAAUGAUUUUAAAAAAAAUCCCCAUUAUUUACCUUUAAAAACCCUAAUGAGGAAAAAAAAGCAUUCGAGAUUUAAAAACAUUAUUAGAGACCAGUUGGGCCAAUGAAAUUUCUUCAUUAGCCCUUAAAAC
Molecule: messenger RNA, 2197 nt
Organism: Diabrotica virgifera virgifera (western corn rootworm)
Lineage: Eukaryota; Metazoa; Arthropoda; Insecta; Coleoptera; Chrysomelidae
Exons: 6
Coding region: 465-2105 (546 amino acids)
Source: RefSeq, a predicted model, not a curated record